Melozone crissalis (California towhee) is the source of this 3044-nucleotide messenger RNA. It is a transcript of the gene SV2B, whose product is annotated as synaptic vesicle glycoprotein 2B. The transcript has 13 exons. Gene Ontology annotation, molecular function: transmembrane transporter activity. The record is from RefSeq and is a predicted model, not a curated record. Gene Ontology annotation, cellular component: membrane. Gene Ontology annotation, biological process: transmembrane transport; chemical synaptic transmission. Lineage: Eukaryota; Metazoa; Chordata; Aves; Passeriformes; Passerellidae. Bases 630 to 2714 code for a protein of 694 amino acids.
CCAUUGCUCCUCAGAGCCUGGGGGUGUGUGUGUGUGCCUGCACUGGUGUUUUCUGCUGGCUGAGGGGCUUUUCCAUCGCUCCUGCCUCAGUCCCUGGGCGUGCUGGCAGCGGGAUGAUCGGCUUGGCUUGCAGAGCAUUCGCUUCUAAUCUCCGGCUUGUGGCAUCCCAGCAGAGAGGGGCAAAGCUUGCAGGAGCAGCACUGCGGGCUGGGCAGAGGGGAAAUGGCUGGUGAAUGGAUGUGCUGAGAGAUUUCCUAGUUCUGGAUAUGACCUUCAGCACCACAAUGAAUCAGGAAAAACCUGUCAAGUCCUCCUAGCUCCCUGGCUGUGCAAUUUGUUCUUCCCUCGCUGUUGCCCAGACAGCAGCUUUUCUCACCCAAGGCACAGGAGCCAGCAAGUCACAAAUGACAGCUGAAAAGUGAAGUAUUACCAAAAGCUGUGUGAGGCUCUGUCAAAGAGAACCUUUAUAUAUAAUUCUCCUUCCGAGCCUGGGAAGCUGUGCAUCCCAUCAGUUCCAAAGAGCGGAGAGAAGAUAUGUUCAAGUAACCGACACCAGGAGUUGCACAAGCCCACACCCAUUUCAGAAUAUCUCCACAGUGAUCUGCAGCAUUUAGAACUCUCUGUUCAGAAUGGAUGAUGGAUAUAGGAACACAAACCAGGUCUCAGAUGACUACAGGUACCAGGAUGGCAGCUAUGACACACCCAACGAUGGCUACUACCGGGGCGGGGAUGAGCCCGCGCAGGACGAGGACGCCCAGAGUGAUGUCACAGAAGGCCACGACGAGGAUGAUGAGGUCUAUGAGGGGGAGUACCAAGGGAUCCCACACCCAGAUGACAUCAAAGAGAAGCAGAAGAAGCGAGCCCCUGCCGUGGAUGAUGAGUACAGAGACCGUGCUGACCUCAUGGCCGAGAGGAUGGAGGACGAGGAGCAGCUCGCCCACCAGUACGAGAACAUCAUUGAGGAGUGUGGCCACGGACGCUUCCAGUGGACUCUCUUCUUUGUUUUAGGGUUGGCACUGAUGGCAGAUGGGGUGGAGGUGUUUGUGGUUGGAUUUGUUCUUCCCAGUGCUGAGAAGGAUAUGUGCUUGUCCAGUUCCAACAAAGGGAUGCUGGGCUUGAUAGUCUACUUAGGAAUGAUGGUGGGAGCUGUCUUGCUGGGCGGCCUCGCUGACAAACUGGGAAGGAAGCAAUGCCUCAUCAUAUCACUUGCAAUCAAUGCUGCCUUUGCGUUCCUCUCCUCCUUCGUCCAGGGAUACGGAUUCUUCCUCUUCUGCCGCCUUAUCUCAGGCCUCGGUAUUGGGGGCACCCUCCCCAUCGUGUUUGCCUAUUUCUCUGAAUUCCUGUCUCGUGAGAAGAGGGGGGAACACCUGAGCUGGCUUUGCAUGUUCUGGAUGAUUGGUGGCAUUUAUGCUUCAGCAAUGGCUUGGAGCAUCAUCCCACAUUAUGGCUGGGGGUUCAGUAUGGGAACCAAGUACCACUUCCACAGCUGGAGAGUCUUUGUGCUGGUGUGUGCCCUGCCCUGCAUCGCCUCCCUGGUGGCGCUGAAAUUCAUGCCUGAAAGCCCACGGUUUUUGCUGGAGAUUGGUAAACACGAUGAAGCUUGGAUGAUUCUCAAGCAAGUCCAUGACACCAACAUGCGGGCCAAGGGCGAGCCAGAGAGGGUGUUUACGGUUUCCUAUAUCAAAACUCCAAAGCAAGUAGAUGAAUUUAUUGAAAUCCAGAGCUCAACAGGGACCUGGUACCAGCGGUGGCUGGUCAGAAUCACGACUACAUUAAAACAGGUCUGGGACAAUGUGCUAUAUUGUUUAACAGCCCAGUACAGGAUGAACACACUGAUGCUGGCUGUGGUUUGGUUUACAAUGGCCUUAAGUUACUAUGGCCUUAUUGUCUGGUUCCCUGACAUGAUCCGCUAUUUCCAAGACGAGGCAUAUGAUUCCCGGGUGAAGAUCUUUGAUGAGGAAGAAGUGUCCCAUUUCACCUUCAAUUUCACCCUGGAAAACCAGAUCCAUAGAAAUGGGGAAUACAGGAACGACAAAUUUAUUGGCAUGAAAUUCAAGGAGGUGAGAUUUGAGGAUUCAUUAUUUGAGGAUUGCUACUUCGAAGAUGUGAGAUCCACUGAGACCUUCUUUGAAAACUGCACCAUCAUCUCUACUGUCUUUUAUAACACCGAUCUCUACGAACACAAAUUCAUCAACUGCAGGCUCAUCAACAGCACGUUCAUGAAGGAGAAGGAAGGCUGCCACAUCGACUUUGAGGAGGACAAUGAUUUCCUCAUCUACCUGGUCAGCUUCCUGGGCAGCCUGUCCGUGCUGCCAGGCAACAUCAUCUCUGCUCUGCUCAUGGACAAAAUCGGGAGGAUAAAGAUGAUUGGCGGCUCGAUGCUUAUCUCAGCCGUGUGCUGCUUCUUCCUGUUCUUCGGGAACAGCGAGUCGGCGAUGAUCGGCUGGCAGUGCCUCUUCUGCGGGGCCAGCAUCGCCGCCUGGAACGCCCUGGAUGUCAUCACCGUGGAGCUCUACCCCACCGACAAAAGGGCAACAGCCUUUGGCAUCCUCAACGGGCUUUGCAAGUUUGGUGCCAUCCUGGGGAACUCCAUCUUCUCCUCCUUCGUAGGGAUAACCAAGGUGGUUCCCAUCCUCCUGGCCUCCUCCGCCCUGGUUGGGGGUGGCCUGCUGGCUCUGCGCCUGCCAGAGACUCGAGAACAGGUCCUGAUGUGAGCAGCAGAGGCCGUGGGGGCUUGCGGGGGGUGGGGGCAGAUGUAGGAGAAGAACAAAAAAGAGCCAUGUCUGGAAAACCCAAAACGUUCAUUCUGUGCUGUUCUGUCGGCACCUCAAAGCGAGACGGAGGAGGGGAAGAAGAACCAAGAACAACCCGCAGGGAUUUAAACAAAACCAUCGUUCCUGACCUUAUUACAGCCACGACUGGUGCAUGCAGCCCCCACACACCCCUUGCAGAGCUUGGGAGCCCCCCCUGUCCCUGUCCAUCCCCCUGCAAGGACACCAGAGGCAGACAGCAGCUCCGUGCCCGCGUGGAGGACAGACAGGAGG